This is a messenger RNA of Salvia splendens (bonfire salvia), 1359 nucleotides long. RefSeq lists its product as uncharacterized. The coding region runs from base 1 to 1359 and encodes 452 amino acids. The record is from RefSeq and is a predicted model, not a curated record. NCBI's taxonomy places the organism in Eukaryota, Viridiplantae, Streptophyta, Magnoliopsida, Lamiales, Lamiaceae. The transcript has 3 exons.
AUGUCUGAGGAUGCAAAGGGUUAUACGUUCUCGUUGAAAGUGACGAUUGAUAAAGAGAGAAACAAAGUACUUUUUGCAACAGCCGACCGCCAUUUUGUAGACAUUUUGUUGAGCUUCUUGACUUUGCCUUUGGGAAGAAUUAUCAAAGUGUUGAAGCAGCAUUAUGGAGAUGAGCUGCCUUCCAUUGGAAGCUUAAGCACUUUGUAUCGUAGCUUAUCGAAUCUCGAUAGCUCCCAUUUUGUGACGGACAGUGCUAAGCAGAAUCUGCUCAAUCCAACCACUUCAUUUGAAGAUGAUUACACAAGGCUCAAACUUGAUAUCACUGAUUCUCAGCCUGCUCAAUAUUUCUAUUGUUUAUACAAGUGUCGUUGUAAUACUAGAUUUCGUAGUGUAAGCAUGUACUAUCAUAAUGUCAUGUAUUGCAAAUUUUGUGAGUCUAAAAUGGCAACUGAAGUAGCUAAGAAAGUGUCUAGAGCUGGUUCUAGUGACGGAGUCUGGACUACACGAACAACAUAUUUCACAAUCCUUGACGAUCUGCAAAUAUUUCCAAAUGAGAUUGGACUCGUAAGAAUCAUGACCCUUCUAGGCAUCACACGCGUGAAUCAGGCGGAGAUCAUCAAGUUGUUGAUGGCAUCCUUGACGUCGCCAACUCCAUUGUCGGACGUCAUCCUAAACAAAACAACACUUGUCGAUUCUCCAAGUUUUACAUUGCAUGAAAUAUCAGAGGAAGAAAACCCCAAGUCUAGUAGUGUAAGUUUGAAAGUGGUGAUACAAAAAUCAAGUGGAAAGUUGUUAUAUGCUCAAGCUAAGGAAGAUUUCGUCGAGUUUCUGUUUAGUUUCUUCAACAUACCGAUAGGAGGAGCCGAGUACCUCAUGGGAGGUAAGGCUUGUGUUAAGGCCAUAGACAACUUGUAUCGUAGCACGGCUGAAGUUAUAGGUGACAAGUAUUUCAAGUCAACAGAUGCCAAAAACAAGCUUAUGAAUCCCAAGUUGCCUCAUGGUUGUAUCUCUGAAAACCAGAUUCUUCCUCUUGUUGAAGAAUGCUUACCUGCCAACUACACUAAUGAUCUCUCAGUUUUUUCUUCUGUAAACUUUCCAAAAGGGAAAGGGUGUUAUCUUGAGGGACCAAUGAAUUAUCAUGUGACUGAUGAUUUAACCGUGACGCCUUUUUGUAAUGUCUCUGUUCUGUCCAGUCUUACUAGCCUGAAGAUGCCGAUAUCUGAUGUCGAAGAAAGGGAGAUGCAAAUUGGAUUCAAAGAGGGUUUGAGCAUACUGAAAGCCUCUCUUACAUCCACUUCUGCUCUUACCGAUGCUUUGCUCACUCAAAUUUCCAACAAACGAAUGAAACAAGAAGUCUGA